AUGCCGAGGGAAGACAGGACCACGUGGAAGUCCAACUAUUUUAUGAAAAUCAUCGUACGUUGAAACAAUUGAUCACUUUUGACUGUAAGAACAAUGAUGCCCGAAAGUGUAUAAACCAGCUUAUGCUUGACCAUGUACAAAGCAGGAUAAGUUACAGUGCAUUUUGUUCAGUACUGCUCUGUCGUUCCCCCUGCACACAUCAACUAGUUUCCUAGCUAUCCCUGUCUGCCUGCAUCCCACGGCUGACAGGGACGCAUGGUCUCAGACACUUUUGUACGGCAUUGUAGCCAACUGAAUAAAGAUUUUGCACAGUCUUCCUUGUUAUCCCAUGGGGGAGGGUUUACAUUUCUUCAAACAGUGAAUUUAGAAGUGGUUGUUAGACUCACUUUUGCUAUUCUCUUUGCAGCAAUUGCUGGAUGACUACCCCAAAUGCUUCAUCGUCGGCGCCGACAAUGUGGGCUCCAAGCAGAUGCAGGCCAUCCGUCUGUCCUUGCGUGGGAAGGCUGUGGUGCUCAUGGGUAAAAACACCAUGAUGCGCAAAGCCAUCCGCGGCCUCCUGGAGAACAACCCCGCCCUGGAGAAGUAAGUUCACAGCAAACACAUUUUGGCCUGAGAGGCUAACCAAGGGUCGUAUUCACAAGGUGAAGUGAUGAGUCACUUUAACUCAACCCACAUGUACAUAUUACCUUGACUAACCGAUACCCCCACACAUUGACUCUGUACCGGUACCCCCUGUAUAUAGCCUCCUUACUGUUCUUUUAUUUUACUGCUGCUCUUUAAUUAUUUGCUUUAUUUUUUUACGUAACUUUUUAUUUUCUUAACUGCUUUGUUGGUUAAGGGCUUAUAAUAAUAAUAUGCCAUUUAGCAGACGCUUUUAUCCAAAGCGACUUACAGUCAUGCGUGCAUACAUUUUUUUUUUUGUGUAUGGGUGGUCCCGGGGAUCGAACCCACUACCUUGGCGUUACAAGCGCCGUGCUCUACCAGCUGAGCUACAGAGGACCACUUUGCUAUUCUCAUUUUGCAGCAAUGUGGAAAGACUUACCAGAAAUCUUCAUCGUGGCGGCAGCCGACAAUGGUGUUGUCUUCCAAAGCAGAUGUGGCCAUUCCGUUCUUUCCUUCUGAAUCUGUGGUGGCUAUUUUAAAGGGUAUAAACAUCAGCGUGGCAAGCCUCCUGCGGCCCCUGGCAGGAAACCCCCCGCCCUGGAGCAAGUGGAAGUUUCACAGACACAUUUUGUCUCUUGGUAUUCCAUGUAUCGUUGGUUAUGAGGUGUAAGUGUGAUCCACGUUCUCAACUCAAGAAACUGUCACCAAGGAGACCUUGAAUCAACAUGUACUGCCCCGGGGACAUUGACUCGUCCGGUGCCUGGUAUAUGAGUCCUGAUCCUUUGGGUCCUUGUUACUACUUUUGACAGGCAUUAUUAGGGGUAUUAUUUGGUUUAUUUUUACACUUUUUAUUUCUUACUGCUUUUGUGUUUAAGCAUCAAAUAUUCCUUUACAGACCUGUUGCUGCAUCCCACGGCUGACAGGGACGCUUGGUCUCAGACACAUUUACAUUUGAGUCGUUUUUCAUACUGACACUUUCCUAUGGAUUUUGCUCAGUCUCAUGGGCUGUCAUUUGGCAUGCAUCCAUGGACUCUGCACUUUUGUUUGAAUGGGAGCCAUAGCUUGAUUGUUCACUAACCUCCAAACCUCUGCCCCUCAGGUGCCAGCUGCUGCCCGUGCCGGCGCUAUUGCCCCCUGUGAUGUGACUGUGCCAGCCCAGAACACUGGGCUGGGUCCUGAGAAGACUUCCUUCUUCCAGGCCCUGGGCAUCACCACCAAGAUCUCCAGAGGAACUAUUGAAAUCCUGGUGAGUGUGGCGACUGCAGUCUUGGUCCUUAGGCAAUAUCUCAGCCAGUCUAUGCUUAUUGGGCUCUACAAUAGAAUAAUGGUAUGGUGGAAUUGCGUUCAGUCAUCAAAAUAAGAGGUUCUUCAGUGAUGUGACGAUGACGAGUCGGAAUGGGACACAAGUCUGUCUCUGGGGUCACUGGGUCAGGGUCACGUUCUGUGUCUCUGGGUUCAGCUCCCCAGAGCAGUGUGUCUUUUCAAUUGAAGACAUCGAGGCAUUUGUCUGAGAAGGGUUUCUUGAUUUGAUCAAAUAUGUUGCUGGCUGAAUAGAUAACCAUGCGCAAGUUGCUAGGCUAUUGUGUGUGUAAUGCACUGAUUCAGGUAGGGUUAGGUUAGUAUGUAAUCAGUUUUUCUCUAGAAAACAAUGAAAGGUGUUUCUGAAAAUUAAACACUAGACUAUCUGAUCCCUUAAUUUCUCCCUACAGAGCGAUGUGAUGCUCAUCAAGCCUGGAGACAAGGUGGGAGCCAGCGAGGCCACGCUGCUCAACAUGUUGAACAUCUCGCCCUUCUCCUUCGGUCUGCUCAUCCAGCAGGUCUAUGACAACGGUAGUGUCUACAGCCCUGAGGUGCUCGACAUUACUGAGGAUGCUCUGCACGCCAGGUUCCUGGAGGUGAGGAAGCACAUACACAAUGCCUUGUAAAGCCACUUUGGGUCCAUGAUCAAAACCCAUUGUAUUAUUAUUGGUGCCCUGGGUACUAAAUGAAACUGACUGAAGUGUAGCUCUGUCCUAUUAAGUCUUAAUUGGUUCCCCUUCCUCCAUAGUCUUCUGUCCAUAUCUAAUGUUCUGAAAAUGACAACUGAACCAUUGGAAGAAGAAUCUGGAAAUUCUUUUUUUUUUUUUUUUUUUUUUUUUUUGGCCUUUGAGGUAGCAGGAUAAGUUACAGUGCAGCUUGUUCAGUGCUACUCUGUCGUUCCCCCUGCACACAUCAACUAGUUUCCUACUAUCCCUGUUAGUCUGCAUCCCACGGCUGACAGGGACGCUUGGUCUCAGACAAAUCUAAAUGUGUUGAAUAGACUUGAGUGAAGUGCUGUAAGUUGCUGUCAUACCUGACCAACUUGUUGUCUUUCAGGGUGUGCGGAACAUAGCCAGUGUGUGUCUGGAGAUCGGAUACCCCACUCUGGCUUCUGUCCCUCACACCAUCAUCAACGGAUACAAGAGGGUCCUGGCUGUCGCCGUGGAGACUGACUACUCCUUCCCCCUGGCAGACAAGGUAUGUUGUCCCACCCACAUUUGGACCACAUAGUAUUGAAAUGUAUGACAGACCAAAUACUGGCACAGUCCACAAACAAAACCUAGCCCCUAGGCAGUUGCGUUAGGUCUAAAAUAAUUGUUUAAGUAAAUGGUUGUAGCUCUACCUUGCCCACCAGGCUAGGAAUGUUCACAUUGCUUAUGCCUAUCAAAUCCUUUGUUCUAACAUGUACAUGGGAUAUAGGGGGCGCUGUUUGUUUUUGAAUAGGCCACAGUUUUGAUUCCCAGCUGCAGGAUAAGUUACAGUGCAGCUUGUUAAAGUGCUGGGCUGUCGUUCACCCUGCACAGAUCUGUCUCCUACUAUCCGUGUCUGCAACCCACGGCUGGCAAGGACCCUUGGUCUCAGACACCAGGUUGCCCAUCAGCAUGUUUUAUCCAUAGAUAUCUACAUUUUAGUUGACAUUGCUUCUCUACCCCCUUUUUCCCAGGUGAAGGCCUACCUGGCUGACCCCACUGCCUUCGCUGUCGCUGCUCCUGUGGCUGCAGCAGAGACUGCCACUGCCCCAGCCGCCGCUAAAGAAGAGGCCAAGGAGGAGUCUGAGGAGGGCUCGGACGACGACAUGGGCUUCGGCCUGUUUGACUAG
Molecule: messenger RNA, 3721 nt
Organism: Coregonus sp. 'balchen'
Lineage: Eukaryota; Metazoa; Chordata; Actinopteri; Salmoniformes; Salmonidae
Source: the annotation of a GenBank genome assembly